This is a messenger RNA of Hirundo rustica (Barn swallow), 1257 nucleotides long. RefSeq names its product olfactory receptor 14J1-like. NCBI's taxonomy places the organism in Eukaryota, Metazoa, Chordata, Aves, Passeriformes, Hirundinidae. Gene Ontology annotation, biological process: G protein-coupled receptor signaling pathway. Gene Ontology annotation, cellular component: membrane. The transcript is spliced from 3 exons. Bases 301 to 1257 code for a protein of 318 amino acids. Gene Ontology annotation, molecular function: G protein-coupled receptor activity; olfactory receptor activity. The record is from RefSeq and is a predicted model, not a curated record.
GCUGCCUGCCAGGGACAGCUCUCAGCCGGCCCGGGGAGCUGCUGCCAGCGCUGGGGAGAAGCUGUGGGGGGAAGGAGCCGCCCUGAGCAGGGCAGGUGCUGCUGCUGAGAGGUGCUGAGUGGGGCAGGGCUGCUCCCAGCUCCAGACCAGCCUGGGCACAGCUCCGGAGGACACUUGCCAAAAGAAGGCAACGAGAGGAUGAGAGAAGCAGAACAAGAAUUGAAAUCACAGAAUCACUGAACUUUCUGAGUUGAAAAAGACACACAGGAUCAUCAAAGUCCCCAUGUGCAGCCACAGCAAAUGUCCAACAGCAGCUCCAUCAGCCACUUCCUCCUGCUGCCAUUGGCAGACACGUGGCAGCUGCAGCUCCUGCACUUCUGCCUCUUCCUGGGCAUCUCCCUGGCUGCCCUCCUGGGCAACGGCCUCAUCAUCAGCGCCGUAGCCUGCGGCCACCACCUGCACACGCCCAUGUUCUUCUUCCUGCUCAACCUGGCCCUCACCGACCUGGGCUCCAUCCUCACCACUGUCCCCAAAGCCAUGCACAAUUCCCUCUGGGACACCAGGACCAUCUCCUACACAGGAUGUGCUGCACAGGCCUUUUUCUUUCUGUUCUUCAUUGGAGCAGAGUAUUUCCUCCUGACCAUCAUGUGCUAUGACCGCUAUGUGUCCAUCUGCAAACCCCUGCACUACGGGACCCUCCUGGGCAGCAGAGCUUGUGCCCACAUGGCAGCAGCUGCCUGGGCCAGUGCCUUUCUCAAUGCUCUCAUGCACACAGCCAAUACAUUUUCCCUGCCCCUUUGCCAUGGCAAUGCCCUGGGUCAGUUCUUCUGUGAAAUUCCCCAGUUCCUCAAACUGUCCUGCUCACGCUCCUACUUCAGGGAAUUUGGCCUCAUUGCGUUUUUCAUGUCUUUCGCAUUUGGUUGUUUUGUGUUCAUUGUUUUCUCCUAUGUGCAGAUCUUCAGGGCUGUGCUGAGGAUCCCCUCUGAGCAGGGACGGCACAAAGCCUUUUCCACCUGCCUCCCUCACCUGGCUGUGCUUACCCUCUUUGUCAGCACUGCCAUGUUUGCCUACCUGAAGCCCCCCUCCAUCUCCUCCCCAUCCCUGGAUCUGGCCCUGUCAGUUCUGUACUCAGUGUUGACUCCAACCCUGAACCCCCUCAUCUACAGCCUGAGGAACCAGGAGCUCAAGGCUGCCCUGAUGAAAGCAAUGACUGGAUCUUUUUCAAAAGUUAAAAUUUUUCUGUUUUCUUCUGCAUAG